AUGACUGGACUUGAUGUAUCAAAAGAAGAAAUUAUGGAGGCUGCUGUUCUGGUAACAGAUGGGGACUUGAACAUUGUUGCUGAGGGACCCAACCUUAUCCUAAAAGUGGACUCUUCUGUGUUGGACAACAUGGGGGAAUGGUGCAAAAAUCAGCAUGGCGAGAGUGGACUGACCGCCAAAUGCCGAGCCAGUGACGUGACUCUAAGUUCUGCACAAGAGCAGAUGCUGGAAUUUGUUAAGGAGCACACACAAGCUGGCACAGCCCCGCUGGCAGGUAACAGCGUCGGCGCGGACAAGAAGUUCCUGGAGAAAUACAUGCCCGAGUUUCUGGCCCACCUCCACUACCGCGUUGUCGAUGUCUCUACCGUUAAGGAGCUAUGCCGGCGCUGGUAUCCUGAAGCGUUCAGCGCGGCCCCUGAGAAGGCCGUGUCGCACCGCGCGCUGGAGGACAUACGAGAGAGCGUCAAGGAGCUCGCUUACUACCGCUCUGCCAUCUUCAAAUAAUAUCUUAUUAAUAAAAUACUUACAUGGAA
Messenger RNA from Hyalella azteca, 533 nucleotides. RefSeq names its product oligoribonuclease, mitochondrial. The record is from RefSeq and is a predicted model, not a curated record. NCBI's taxonomy places the organism in Eukaryota, Metazoa, Arthropoda, Malacostraca, Amphipoda, Hyalellidae. Gene Ontology annotation, cellular component: mitochondrion. Gene Ontology annotation, molecular function: nucleic acid binding; 3'-5'-RNA exonuclease activity.